UUUUGUCCCCUUUCCACCACCCGUAGUCCUCUCGCCCAACGGGAGAGAGAGUCGUCCGUUGAAUAAAAUCCGCCAGAUUCCGUCUAUUUCCGACCGCGUCCCAGUGGUUGCUCUGCCAUGGCUGGUGCAAGAGCAACCAUUGCGUAAAUACAAUUUCAGUCGCUGGAAUUCUGCACUGUACACCGAAUAGCUGCAUCCAGCUGCAGUAUCAGCGCUCGAGCACAAGUGACUGCCGAUGAAAAGUGAAGAAAAAAAUAAAAUAAACUCUCGUCAGCAGCUCGAUUACGCGUCGAGGGAGGUUAAACAUGUCACUGAAAUUGCCAAGUUGUUGUUUUAGUGUUUGUGAGGGUGCAAGUGUUAACCAGGGUCUCCAGUAAAUUUUUCAUAUUUUUUUAUGGCCCACCCAGUCCCUGUGAACGUGCAAUUCCCCCCGAGACAUUAAAUGAUCUCCAAAGAUAUCGUCACGUCAAAUGUAGACGAGAAAUUCAGCUGCAUAAAUGACAAUAAGAGGGAAAAGUACUGAUAGAAUUCGACUGAUAGAUCUGAUCCCAAUGGAGGAAUUUAAAUAAGAGACAGUGGAACUGGGUUUCGUCCUUUUUAUACUGUUGGGACGAUUCUUGGGGAUGCCAGGACCGCCUGAGAGACCCCGGGCUCAACGGCUCACCGACAUCGAGCCGCAAGCAGCUAAGGGUCUAGGAUGUAAUAGAACCGAAGAAUUUGGAACUCCAGUGAGUUCAGGAAGCAAUAUGGGAAGUGUAGCGAGGUUUCCGAAACUCGAUGAGUGCGCCCACUUCCAUUACGAGCACGUUGAGCUCGAUGGACUCCAGGUGUCUGUCACAGAAGUGCCAAACGACGGAGGCUUCGCAGUUCGUGUCACCUCGGGUGACACCUGCUGGACCCUCCAAAGAUCCUACGAAAAUUUCGUAAUGUUCGAUAAACAGCUGCAUCGCUGCAUAUUCGAUAGAAAAUUCUCGUCACUGGUGAAACUCCCUGAGACGCAGACGGAUAAUACCCCUGAAUUGAUUACCACUUAUCUCGAAAGAUUUUCACAAUUGAAUCACGAAGGUCUCAAUUGUGGCCCAGUUUUAAAUUGGCUGCAACUCGACAAUCGAGGAAGGAGAAUUCUUGUUCCUGAGUCUGACUCGUGCCCUAUCAAUACACCAGCGGUUGCUGCGGCCUAUGCUGUGAGACCGUAUGCUGCACAGGCACAGGAUGAGAUCACUUUUCAGGUCGGUGACAUGAUAUCAGUAAUUGACAUGCCACCCCCCGGUGAGAGCACCUGGUGGCGAGGUAAGAAGGGCUUCGCGGUGGGCUUCUUUCCAGCCGAGUGCGUUGCUGUAAUUGGUGACAAAGUACCUCGUCACCUGACCGUCUCCACGACUGUUCGAUCGAGAUUGCCGGUGAAGCCAGUGCUGAGGAAGCACGGCAAGCUCAUAGCAUUCUUUCGAUCCUUCAUUCUAAAUCGUCCGUCGCGCAGACGACUCAAACAGUCUGGUAUUCUCAAAGAGAGAGUCUUCGGUUGUGAUCUUGGCGAGCACUUGUUAAACUCUGGACAAGAUGUGCCCGCUGUAUUGACCUGCUGUGCGGAAUUCAUAGAGACUCACGGUCUCGUCGAUGGAAUCUAUCGUCUGAGUGGUGUAACGUCCAAUAUCCAAAGACUGCGUCAUGCAUUCGACGAGGACAGGGUCCCAGCUCUGCACUCGGACGAGAGUAUUCUUCAGGAUAUUCAUUCUGUUGCUUCUCUCCUCAAGAUGUAUUUCAGAGAAUUGCCCAAUCCACUCUGCACCUACCAGCUUUAUUCCACUUUUGUCAGUGCUGUUCAAGCUGGCACUGAUGCUGAGAGACUGAGGAGAAUGAGGGACGCUGUUAGGAAGUUGCCACCUCCGCACUACAGAACCCUGGAGUACCUAAUGCGUCACCUGGUGCGUGUGGCAGCUCGUGGAGGUGAGACAGGGAUGACCCCCCGAAACGUAGCAAUAGUCUGGGCCCCAAACCUCCUGCGCUGCAAGGAGCUAGAGGUGGGCGGAGUGGCAGCCCUCCAGGGUGUCGGUGUCCAGGCAGUAGUGACCGAGUUCCUCGUCUGCUACGCCGAGUUGAUUUUCAGUGAGGGCCCAGUGGGUCGUCCCAAGUCCCUGGCCAUAACCACUCCCGCAAGACUCCUGAGCCUCGAGGAGGCGCGAAACAGAAAUCAUCGAACCGAGUCCGACUACAUCGAAGUGGGCGCUGGCUCAGCAGGUCUCCCUCUGCAUUACCACACAGUCAUUGAUCUCCCCAGGAAGCGCAACAACAGCUCGAAACGAUCGCCCUCACUGAACUGGCGGGCAAUAUUCGGAAGAGGAGGAUUCGGCGUCAGAGGAAAAACGAGACAAGUGAGGACUCCUCCACAGUCUGAGACAGUCCCAAGUUCCCUGAAUUCAUUGAGACGACUGAGACCAGUGAAAAGUGCUGAUAGUCUCGAUGGCGAGGACAGUCUGUGUCCCCUGAUGAUACCCCCAGCUAACAGACCAUGUGGCCACAGCAGAUCGGUCUCUCACGACUCUUACUUCGAUCACCUCGCAGACGCACCGGCCGGCUCUGCAUCGCCCCUGGACCUCUCAGAGAUUCAACUCAACUUUGAUCUGGAGGAACGUGAGAUGCGAAUGUUCUCGGAGGAGGAGAGCAUAGUGCCAUCGCUGGAGGCGUCUCCAAGGCGUCAACGAAACGACCCACCACCCUGUAUAUCAGUGACUGGGGGGUCAAAACGUAAACGUUCACGACUGGAAGAACGUCUCCACUGUGAUGUGGAACUGAGGUUCAUUGACAGCCAGAGUCCAGACCAGAUAAUGGUGGCUGCUGAUGUGCAUGGCAUGGAGACACCCUCACCUCUGAUAACCCCUGGCUACCUGCCACUGCUGUCUGAAGCCUCAACACCCAUCAGUCCUGGCCAGACACUUCAGCCAACUCCCAUUGCAAUAUCACCUGGUACGUCCAACAGUCCCAGUCCCAGUCCCAGGAUCAGCUUUCGAAGCUUCACCCUGCCUCUUGAUUUUGACGAGCCCUGUGGGGAUGAGGCGGAGAAGAGAGCCGAUGCCAAGUUAUCUGGGGACACUAGUCAAUGUAGCAUUAGGACGGAUAAUAUUAAUGUUAGGAAUACUCUGACAAUAACGUGUGGAGGCCCUGAUCAGGAUCGAGAGAUGUCUUGUGAUAAUUUUGACUGCAUUGGGGAGAGUGAGCUGCCGGGGGUGUCUGCCAUGAAUCUUCAGGAGGGUGAAGAUCUCCAAAAGCAAGCCUCUGAGGAAGACCCCGAAGAAGAAGAAGAAGAAGAAGAAGAAGAAGAAGAAGAAAGAGAAGACGAAAAAUCCUUAUGCACGAGUCGUGACUCUUUCCCCCCAAGUCAGGGUUUGACGUCAGUGGGGCCCUCAAUGCCUCAGCGAAACGAACCAACAGCGAGUACCCUCCCCUCGUCGAGUGCCACCGACCUCGACUCUCCAAUGUCCUGUGAGCAGACCCUCGAGGACCUCCCCGACUCUGGCUUCGUAAUCUGCGACAGCUCCGACAAGAUGUUCACAAACACUGACACCCAGCCCCUGGAAACCAACACCAAUAAUUCAGGUGAAUGGGUGAUGAUAGAGAGAACAACAGAAUCAGUGACAACACCAACAGGCAGUGAUCCCCUCGAGGGAACAGUAGCAGCAAUAGCCAUAGACCCACCACGACAGCGAUCAGUGUCCGACAACAUCUCCAGGACAUCCCUGGACUUGACAAUGUGUUCGACAGUGGCAACAGACACGUCCUGCGUGGGUCGAAGUGAGAUGACAGAGAGUCCGCUUCUCCACGAGCCUCAGGACGACAUCUCCUAUGACAUGACUGAGUGCAAGGAGCCUGUCUGCAUGUGCCAACUGACUAACGAGAGCAAGGAUAAUGCCGAGAGCCAAGCCCUCCAAGAGGAGGACAAGUACAAAGAUCAGAAGAAUGGGAACGACAGACCCCAGUGCGACAGCUACAAUCGACGUCUCGACAAUGACAACACGUAUUGCAACAACCUGAAUGAUUCCAGUGGGAAGAAUCCUGAGGUCAGCCUUGACGAGAAUAACCACGAGAGCAGCCCCUUCAAGCAGCAGGGAGUGUCCAAAGGAUAUUUACAAAAAACCCUGAAGAGAAACAUAAACAUGAGGAGUUCACCCAUGCAGAUGAGUGAGGAGGUUGUUAUUCCCUCUGAGAAUGCUGCAGAGGCCUGUGAUAUUGCUCACGAUCCAGAGGGUGCCUCUGAGAUAACCUCACGCGACUCCUCGUGCACAUUCUCCAACACUUCCUCCCCGAUUGAUGAGUCAGUGGUGCUGAGAGACACAGCAGCUAUUCUCCAGGAGUUGGCACUGCAGAGGCUGUCAGGAGGCGUUGGCAGUGAAACCCCCAUUCAGAAGGAGAAGUACGAGGUGGGAGUGAUGCGCCAUCAGUCCAGUUAUCACUCUGACGUGGGGAGGGAGGGUAUCAGGGAGAGAAGAAUGAGGUACGAGGAGUCCUCCAGGGGAAAGUCCGACGAGACCACCAGUAAUAAUCAGUAUCUGCCUCCUUGCUUGAGGGCUAGGCAUGCUCGUGCCACCAGGGCUGCUCUCAGUCGCUCUCUGGACGAGGGAAAGUUCAACAGAAUGACUGAAGAGUCUUCUAGGGUCAAACAGGUGUUUGAUAGAGCCGAUUAUCAGCACAAUUCUACUCCAAAUGUGGGCGGUGAUCUUUCCAUGUCUUCCUCGCAGAGCAAUGAGAAACUCCAGCUGAAAAAUCUUGGACUGGAUCUGGGAGAUCCCAGGUGCAGGGAGAGAAUCGAGAAGUACAAGGAGGAGAGGAGGAUUUUCCUCAGGGAUAAAUACAGGAGCGAGAGCUUCAGGGGGGCUUCGAGAGAUGAGACUGGGGAACAGGCGCUACUUGCUAGGCUCAAACAACGGGCUUCCAGACCCUCUUUACAUUGACUUCGUUGAGGUGAUAGAUCUUUGAAAUUUUUUUUUUUUUUU
Diachasma alloeum is the source of this 4985-nucleotide messenger RNA. RefSeq names its product rho GTPase-activating protein 32 (gene CdGAPr). The record is from RefSeq and is a predicted model, not a curated record. Gene Ontology annotation, biological process: small GTPase-mediated signal transduction. The coding region runs from base 624 to 4943 and encodes 1439 amino acids. Gene Ontology annotation, molecular function: GTPase activator activity; protein binding; phosphatidylinositol binding. Lineage: Eukaryota; Metazoa; Arthropoda; Insecta; Hymenoptera; Braconidae. The transcript has 6 exons.